AUGCCGACGUCCAGUACCCGUCGCAAUGCCAACCGUGCUCGGUGUCAGUUCGCUGGUUGUGACAAGUUCGCUCAGACCCGAGGACUGUGCAAGGCUCACGGCGGUGGCUCUCGUUGCCGUGACCCGCAGUGCAACAAGCUCGCUCAAAGUCGUGGCUUGUGCAUUGCCCACGGUGGUGGCCGUCGCUGCCAGUUUGACGGCUGCCAGAAGCUGGCACAGUCCAAGGGCUACUGCAUUUCACACGGCGGCGGCCGUCGCUGUACCAUCCCGAACUGCGAGAAGUUCUCUCAGGUCAAGGGCCGCUGCAAGUCUCACUUCAAGCUUCUGACGGUCGGAUCGUACUCUCCGUCCCACGGCGUCGUGACCCCACCCAGCUCGACCGGCAACUCGUUCAUCUCACCCACUAGAACUAAGCUUUCGAUCGACUUCCUGGUGAACCCGCUUUUGCGCAGCUCUUCCAUUGGCGACAAGGUGCCGACCAAACAUAUUCAAGUGCCUGCCUUACUGUUGGGCAACCAGCGAUCAUUGCUGUCGUUUCUCGAGUCGCACGGACCCGUCACGUCCCACCCGGCACCCCAGCCUCAAUAUGCGGCCGCGCCGGGACACUACCAGGCACCAAUUCUGCCACCGCUUACGAUGUACCGCUAA
This is a messenger RNA of Phytophthora infestans T30-4, 648 nucleotides long. RefSeq lists its product as uncharacterized. The record is from RefSeq and is a predicted model, not a curated record. The transcript has 2 exons. Bases 1 to 648 code for a protein of 215 amino acids. Lineage: Eukaryota; Oomycota; Peronosporomycetes; Peronosporales; Peronosporaceae.